Trichobilharzia szidati is the source of this 531-nucleotide messenger RNA. NCBI's taxonomy places the organism in Eukaryota, Metazoa, Platyhelminthes, Trematoda, Strigeidida, Schistosomatidae. The record is from the annotation of a GenBank genome assembly.
GUGAACAUUGGACAGGCAAGUGUGGAAUGGCAGCGAUUCUGAAACGCAGCGCUAAUCUGACUGAUGUCUUGCAUUCUCGUUACUCUACUAUUAUUAGCGCGCCUCGGAAGCGUAAAAUGCCACGUCUUACAGAGUCUGAACGCGAAGAGUUACUCAAACCUUUACUAAAGGAAUGCAAAUGGGAAAUAUAUACUGAACAUCGUUCCGGCGAUGCUAUGAGACGUUCUUUUCUUUUCAAAGACUUUGAUACUGCUUUCGACUUUAUGACCAAGGUAGCAGGAAAGGCCAAAGCUAUGAAUCAUCACCCUGAAUGGUCUAAUGUCUAUAACAAGGUGGACAUACUUCUCACCACGCAUGAUGCAGGUGGCCUUUCUCAAAGAGAUGUUGAUCUAGCGAAAUUCAUCAGUGACGCAGCACUUGAAUACCAAGGAAAAUAACUGACUUAUUGGCCGGUAGAUAUUUUUGGAGGUUGAAUAAAUAACUUUUAUAGAUGCGACUUAUGUUUUUUACAUUCUUAUUCAUUGAUAGCAC